Aureobasidium melanogenum CBS 110374 is the source of this 408-nucleotide messenger RNA. Its product is annotated as putative glyoxalase family protein. The transcript has 3 exons. The record is from RefSeq and is a predicted model, not a curated record. NCBI's taxonomy places the organism in Eukaryota, Fungi, Ascomycota, Dothideomycetes, Dothideales, Saccotheciaceae. The coding region runs from base 1 to 408 and encodes 135 amino acids.
AUGUUGACCGGCAUCGCUCACGUAAACCUCACGGUGCCCUCAAGCACCCUCGACGAGGCGGAGGCGUUCUACAGCAACACACUCGGCAUGAAGCGCGUUCCUGUGCCAGCAUUGCAGAGAGACAGACUCGCUUGGUUCGAUAUCACACCAAAUGGUCAGCAAGUUCACAUUGCUUUCGGUCCGCCAAACGAAGAAUCAUCCCGUCAUCCUUGUUUUCGUGUAGAGUCACAAGAGGCUCUUUUAAAGCUCCAGAAACGCGUCUAUGAGCAUUUCGAAGCCGGCGGCAAAGGAGCUCCUAGAGCGGCUGAUAAACCUGGAGAAGAGAAUUCAGGCUCAAAAGGUGUUGAAUACCCAAGCAGAUUUUUUGCAAGAGAUUAUGCCGGAAAUCGUCUUGAGUUCAGUCUGUAA